AUGCCUACUCCCUCGGUAUCAUCUUCCUCCUCUUUGCUCCUCGUCGCCGCCGGAACUCUAGCUUUCGGUUCUCUCGUCUUCGUCUGCCGGAGAUUCCUCCCCCCAACCUCCAAUGCAUCUGAUAGUCCCAACCGCGUCCACCGCGAAUAUCGUACAAAUCUCCCCCAACGGAGAUUCAGUCUUCGACGGCUAGAUCUGAGUUUCCGAGUAGGGCGAAAUCGCCGGAUCGUGCUUCUCAUUCAGGCAGCAACGUUCUUUAUUCAUAACAAUGGAAGUAGGACGCAGUUGUGGUUUUCGGUCAGAAUAGGAGGGAACUCGGUGGAGAAAGAAGUCAACGCUUUGAUGAUUUUGCUUCUGUUGCGGUGGUUAAUGGCGCCAGUUUUUGUAGAGAUGAUGGAGGAGAUAGACUACGCUUCGAGUAUGUACCUUUGCAGCCUCCGGUUGCCUUUGAUUGCCUGGGCGAUCGCUUAA
Messenger RNA from Lactuca virosa, 471 nucleotides. NCBI's taxonomy places the organism in Eukaryota, Viridiplantae, Streptophyta, Magnoliopsida, Asterales, Asteraceae. The record is from the annotation of a GenBank genome assembly.